AUGGUUGAUUCUAAUAUUUGUUACUGUGAACAUGAAAAUGUAAAUCAAGAUUGUUUAUAUUGCAGAUUAUUAAUGGAAAAAAAUGAAAGUUCACUUCAAAGUGACAAUAACUUUUUAGAUAAAAAAAUGAUUGGCAAUGUAACUAAAACAUUAACAAUUGAAUGUUAUAAUAACAAUUUUUGUUGUGAUAUUAAAAAAGAAACAAAAAAAUAUUUAGAAAGAAUUUUUAAGAAUGACAAUGAUUCAAGAAGUAUAAUUAUAAAUAAAAAUAAUACUUUUGAUGAAAAUAAAAAUAAUUAUUUAAUAUUUCAAUCAUUUUUAAAAUUAUUACACUUUAUUAUAAAAGAAAAAAUAUUUAAUGAUGUAUUGGAGACUUUUAAUAUUAUAUCAUUUUAUAUAAAAUUACUAGAUAAAAUAAAUCUAAAUGUUUAUUUAUGGAGAAUACUAUUUGAUGGAAAGAAUAAAAUACAAAAAAAAGAAAUUAUAUUAUCAAAUGACAUUAGAUUAAAAUAUGGUUUAGUGGAUGAGUGUUUUAUAAAGUCAAUUGAUUUAAAUGGUGAAUCAUUUGAGGAAUUUAUAAUUAUAAAUAAUUUAUUUUCUAUUCAAGAAACUAUAUGUUAUCAUACAAAAGUUAAAAAAUUUAUUAUUGGAGGAUGUCAAAAAACUUCAUAUGAUGAUAAGGUAAAUUAA
Molecule: messenger RNA, 690 nt
Organism: Strongyloides ratti
Lineage: Eukaryota; Metazoa; Nematoda; Chromadorea; Rhabditida; Strongyloididae
Exons: 1
Coding region: 1-690 (229 amino acids)
Source: RefSeq, a predicted model, not a curated record